AUGCACCUUCGCAGCGCAGCCCCCGCCCUCAGAGCGGCCGCCAGGCUGCCCCCCAGACACCUCUCCACCACCGCCGCCCGCCUCGCCAUCCCCGACCCUGCGGCAGACAAGACAACCCACUUUGGCUUCCGAGAUGUCCCGGAAUCGCAGAAAGAGUCUCUUGUCGGCUCUGUCUUCAGCUCGGUCGCUUCCAGCUAUGAUAUCAUGAACGACUCGAUGUCCCUCGGUAUCCACCGUCUCUGGAAAGACGAAUUCGUCUCUUCCAUGCUCCCCCCAGACAAGCCAGUAUUCAAGUGUCUCGAUGUCGCUGGAGGUACCGGUGAUAUCGCUCUGAGAUUACUGGACCGAGCCAAGGACAAGUUUGCGUGCAGGGAUAUCGAGGUCGAGAUCGUCGACUUGAAUGAGGGCAUGUUGAACGAGGGCAGGAAGAGAGUCACAAAGACCAUGUACUACAACACCCCUCAGAUCGCCUUCACCCACGGCAACGCCCAACAACUCCCCACCCACAUCGCCGACAACUCUAUCGACCUCUACACCAUCGCUUUCGGUAUCCGAAACUGCACAUCCCUUCCCGCCGUCCUCUCGGAAGCUUACCGCGUGCUCAAGCCCGGAGGCAGAAUUGGUGUGCUCGAGUUUGGCAAAGUGCAGAACCCUCUCUUGCGGGAAGUGUACAGGCAGUACUCUUUCCAAUUCAUUCCCGUGAUGGGCAAAAUCCUUGCCGGAGAUGCGGAGAGCUACCAAUACCUCGUGGAGAGUAUUGAGAGGUUCCCCAGCCAGCCCGAAUUCGCCAAGUUGGUGCAGGAGGCUGGUUUCAAGACCGGGCAAUUGAAGGAGGGCAAGGGUGGUGCGUGGGUUGACUUUACCUUUGGUAUCGCAACCAUGUGGACUGGUGUCAAGGCUUAA
This is a messenger RNA of Cryptococcus wingfieldii CBS 7118, 903 nucleotides long. Its product is annotated as ubiquinone biosynthesis methyltransferase. Gene Ontology annotation, molecular function: methyltransferase activity. The record is from RefSeq and is a predicted model, not a curated record. The transcript is spliced from 4 exons. Gene Ontology annotation, biological process: ubiquinone biosynthetic process. Bases 1 to 903 code for a protein of 300 amino acids. NCBI's taxonomy places the organism in Eukaryota, Fungi, Basidiomycota, Tremellomycetes, Tremellales, Cryptococcaceae.